CGAGGACAUCCACAAUGGAUGCAAACUCGUUGAGCAGGCCGCCUGCUCGAUGCGCUCCGACACCACACCCUCGUUCUCCUUGACGACCAUACACACAACCCCUUCGACACUCGACCUUCUUUCCCUCAUGCCACACAUCCGGUACCUAGCCCCAAGAUUCGACCUCCUUCAACCUCAACGGCACACACGCAUGCACGCUCCCUCGAUCCCUCGAUGGUCCGCACCACUGCCACCCUGCGUCCUCGAGCCCAUCAAGCAUCAAACUCUCCCUUGAGCCCAUGCGUCCUCUCGACGCCAAGCGAGCACCACCGAGAUUCCGACGUCCCUCUGUCGUCGUUGUUGCUCCACUGCGCCCGAGUUUCGGUCACACUUACACUCCGCGUUCGAGCACGGAGGAUCGCGAACAUCAUGCUACUCGUACUUGAGCGCGUCGACGAGGAGG
Molecule: messenger RNA, 442 nt
Organism: Heterobasidion irregulare TC 32-1
Lineage: Eukaryota; Fungi; Basidiomycota; Agaricomycetes; Russulales; Bondarzewiaceae
Exons: 2
Source: RefSeq, a predicted model, not a curated record